CACUUUCCUGGUUUAUCGAACCCUAUUCCGUUACGCCCACGUGAAUCUUAACCUAUAAACACAACAUAACCACCAUGAGAAUCCUAAGACAUUGAUUGAUACAGUCAAAAUGAAACACAAAGCCAAACUGAGAUUCAAGGAUUCAUUACCUUCAGAAAUCAUAUUCAACAUCUUGUCAAGAAUGCCCGUCAAAUCUUUGGCCCGUUUCCGGUGUGUUUCGAAGCUAUGGUGCGACUAUAUUGACGAUCCAUACCUUAAGAUCAUUCAUGAUCAGCAAUAUCCAGAAGAACCCACGAUAAUAUUUCCGGUGCCCCCAUGGCCAUCCAUACGUUUCUACGCCACGGAAUUAGUGAAACGUGAUGCACGGGUCUUGGAGGCCAAAACGAUCCCGUUUUUGGAGUUCAACAGUAAGCAAGGUUUGUUUUUGGGUAGACACUUUAUUCUGGGUUCUUGCAACGGUCUGGUCUAUUUAUCACAAAGUUAUGGGUCGCUUCGUCCUGAAGAUUUGAGUGUGGUUAAUCCUGUAAGGAAAGAAUAUUAUGAGUUGCCACCUGCGGAUCACCUGUUCGAUCAAAAAUAUUUCGAGCUCCAUGGGCUUGGCUUUGAUGAUUCCACCAACACUUUCAAGAUGGUGGUCCUUUCGCCUAGUGUACGCGCCAUGGUGCAUGUCUUCGGCACAAGAUCAUGGCGAGUGAUCCCUUUGAAUCCGAUAACUACAAGGCUAGACGGUUUCAAUAUUAGUUGUAAUCAAUUAGCUGUGUUCGUUUGCGGAUGUUUGCAUUGGUUGAUUGGUAAUGGGAAAAUAAUAAGGCUAGAUAUGAGGACGGAGGAAUUUGAGUUGAUUGAUCUUCCGAAGACACAAAGACAUGUAUCGUUACUUUAUGAAAUGGUACCUGAUAGAUUGGUUGAUCUGCAUGGUGAAGUUGGAUAUGUAUACUGUCGCUUCUUACACGGCUUGGAGGUGUGGGUACUGAAAGAAAGAGAAUGGGUGAUUCACUGUCGGUUCAAUCAUAGACCGCCUCUUCCUGCUUAUGCUAUGGUAACGGUUUUAGGCAGUUGGAACAAAGACGGGGACAUAUUAAUGAAAGCAGCCACCAGCGGUGUAGGGCCACCGUUGUUUGUCUACUCUCCGAAAAGCGGCCUUUUGAAAGAAGUCAAGCUCAUUAGAAAGCCGGUUGAUUUUGAUUUUGAUUUUGAUUUUGCAGAUGCCUUUAUGUAUCCAAGUAGCCUGCUUUCAAUCCAUAGCAUCAAAGCUUAUUCCAUCAAAAAAACUGACGUGUCCAAAUCAGUCUUUUUAAUAUAAGUGGCUAGCGAUAACUAGUUGUAGCUUAUACAUAUCUUUGCUUGAAUUGGUUUGUUCGCAUAAGUGAUACAUAUUUUACA
This is a messenger RNA of Helianthus annuus (common sunflower), 1383 nucleotides long. RefSeq names its product F-box/kelch-repeat protein At3g06240. The record is from RefSeq and is a predicted model, not a curated record. NCBI's taxonomy places the organism in Eukaryota, Viridiplantae, Streptophyta, Magnoliopsida, Asterales, Asteraceae. The coding region runs from base 110 to 1303 and encodes 397 amino acids. The transcript has a single exon. Gene Ontology annotation, molecular function: protein binding.